UCGGCGCCAGUCCCGCUCCGCGCUGUGCUGCUUCGCUCCGGCUCUAGCUCGGCUCGGGCUCGGCUCGGGCUCCGGUGGCGCCCCCCGCGCCGGGCCCGGGGCAGAAGGCGGCGCACCAUGGCCCGCGCCCAGGCUCUGGUCCUGGCGCUCACCUUCCAGCUCUGUGCGCCGGAGACCGAGACUCCCGCAGCUGGCUGCACCUUCGAGGAGACAAGUGACUCAGCAGUGCCCUGUGAGUACAGCCAGGCCCAGUACGACGACUUCCAGUGGGAGCAGGUGCGGAUCCAACCUGGUACCCGGGCUCCUGCGGACCUGCCCCACGGUUCCUACUUGAUGGUCAAUGCUUCCCAGCAUGCUCCAGGCCAGCGGGCCCAUGUCAUCUUCCAGAGCCUGAGCGAGAAUGACACCCACUGUGUGCAGUUCAGCUACUUCCUGUACAGCCGGGAUGGGCACAGCCCGGGCACACUGGGUAUCUACGUGCGGGUCAAUGGCGGUCCCCUGGGCAGCGCUGUCUGGAAUAUGACGGGAUCCCAUGGCCGUCAGUGGCACCAGGCUGAAAUGGCUGUCAGCACCUUCUGGCCCAAUGAAUAUCAGGUGCUGUUUGAGGCCCUCAUCUCCCCAGACCGCAGGGGCUACAUGGGCCUGGACGACAUCUUGCUGCUCAGCUACCCCUGCGCAAAGGCCCCGCACUUCUUCCGCCUGGGCGACGUGGAGGUCAACGCGGGCCAGAACGCCUCCUUCCAGUGCAUGGCGGCGGGCAGGGCGGCGGAGGCGGAACAUUUUCUCCUGCAGCGGCAGAGCGGGGCGCUGGUGCCCGCGGCCGGCGUGCGGCACAUCAGCCACCGGCGCUUCCUCGCCACCUUCCCGCUGGCCGCCGUGGGCCGCGAGGAGCAGGACCUGUACCGCUGCGUGUCCCAGGCCCCGCGCGGCGCGGGCGUCUCCAACUUCGCGGAGCUCAUCGUCAAGGAGCCCCCCACUCCCAUCGCGCCCCCGCAGCUGCUGCGCGCAGGUCCCACCUACCUCAUCAUCCAGCUCAACACCAACUCCAUCAUUGGCGAUGGGCCCAUUGUGCGCAAGGAGAUUGAGUACCGCAUGGCGCGCGGCCCGUGGGCAGAGGUGCACGCCGUCAACCUGCAGACCUACAAGCUGUGGCACCUGGACCCCGACACUGAGUACGAGAUCAGCGUGCUCCUCACGCGCCCGGGGGACGGUGGCACUGGCCGCCCUGGGCCGCCCCUGGUCAGCCGCACCAAGUGCGCAGAGCCCAUGAGGGCCCCCAAAGGCCUGGCUUUCGCUGAGAUCCAGGCCCGCCAGCUGACCCUGCAGUGGGAACCACUGGGCUACAAUGUGACGCGGUGCCACACCUACACCGUGUCGCUGUGCUAUCACUACAUCCUGGGCAGCAGCCACAACCAGACGGUGCGGGAGUGUGUGAAGAUGGAGCGGGGUGUCAGCCGCUACACCAUCAAGAACCUGCUGCCCUACCGGAAUGUUCACGUGCGCCUCGUGCUCACUAACCCGGAGGGGCGCAAAGAAGGCAAGGAGGUCACCUUCCAGACGGACGAGGACGGACCAUUCAAACAUUCUUCUCAGCUGAAUGCAACCUGCACAGUAAUGAAAACGCCAGCUUCCCUUUCUGAGUACUCAGGCAUAGGUUGGACCGUAGGAAAUUGCGUGCCUGGUGGGAUUGCGGCCGAGUCCCUGACCUUCACUCCACUGGAGGACAUGAUCUUCCUCAAGUGGGAGGAGCCGCAGGAACCCAAUGGCCUCAUCACUCAGUAUGAGAUCAGUUACCAGAGCAUCGAGUCAUCAGACCCGGUGGUGAACGUGCCAGGCCCACGACGUACCAUCUCCAAGCUCCGCAACGAAACCUACCACGUCUUCUCCAACCUGCACCCAGGCACCACCUACCUCUUUUCCGUGCGAGCCCGCACGGGCAAAGGCUUUGGCCAGGCGGCACUGACGGAGAUCACCACCAACAUCUCAGCUCCCAGCUUUGAUUAUGCUGACAUGCCGUCGCCCCUGGGGGAGUCUGAGAACACCAUCACCGUGCUGCUGAGGCCUGCCCAGGGCCGCGGUGCGCCCAUCAGUGUGUACCAGGUGAUUGUGCAGGAGGAGCGGCCGCGGAGGCUGCGGCGGGAGCCAGGCGGCCAGGACUGCUUCCCGGUGCCGCUGACCUUCGACGCCGCGCUGGCCCGCGGCCUGGUGCACUACUUCGGGGCCGAACUGGCGGCCAGCAGUCUGCCCGAGGCCAUGCCCUUCACCGUGGGCGACAACCAGACCUAUCGCGGCUUCUGGAACCCACCGCUUGAGCCCAGGAAGGCUUACCUCAUCUACUUCCAGGCAACAAGCCACCUGAAGGGGGAGACCCGGCUGAAUUGCAUCCGCAUCGCCAGGAAGGCUGCCUGCAAGGAAAGCAAGCGGCCCCUGGAGGUGUCCCAGAGAUCAGAGGAGAUGGGGCUCAUCUUGGGCAUCUGCGCGGGGGGACUUGCCGUCCUCAUCCUCCUCUUGGGGGCCAUCAUUAUCAUCAUCCGCAAGGGGAAGCCGGUGAACAUGACCAAGGCCACCGUCAACUACCGCCAGGAGAAGACGCACAUGAUGAGCGCUGUGGACCGGAGCUUCACGGACCAGAGCACCCUGCAGGAGGAUGAGCGGCUGGGCCUCUCCUUCAUGGACGCCCACGGCUACAGCCCCCGGGGGGACCAGCGCGGCAAUGGGGUCACUGAGGCCAGCAGCCUUCUGGGGGGCUCACCGCGGCGUCCGUGUGGCCGGAAGGGCUCCCCGUAUCACACGGGGCAGCUGCAUCCUGCGGUGCGUGUGGCCGACCUCCUGCAGCACAUCAACCAGAUGAAGACGGCCGAGGGCUAUGGCUUCAAGCAGGAGUACGAGAGCUUCUUUGAAGGCUGGGAUGCCACAAAGAAGAAAGACAAGGUCAAGGGCAGCCGACAGGAGCCCUUGCCUGCCUAUGAUCGGCACCGAGUGAAGCUCCACCCAAUGCUGGGAGACCCGGAUGCCGACUACAUUAACGCCAACUACAUAGACGGUUAUCACAGGUCAAACCACUUCAUAGCCACUCAAGGGCCGAAGCCCGAGAUGGUCUACGACUUCUGGCGCUUGGUGUGGCAGGAGCACUGUUCGAGCAUCGUCAUGAUCACCAAGCUGGUGGAAGUGGGCAGGGUAAGCGGGCUGUGGGGCGGGGGCAUGGCAGGCCGAGGGGGCAGCGAAGAGCCCGCUGAGCCUGCCCCGUGGGGACUCCAGGUGAAGUGCUCGCGGUACUGGCCGGAAGACUCGGACAUGUACGGGGACAUCAAGAUCACGCUGGUGAAGACGGAGACGCUAGCAGAAUACGUUGUGCGCACCUUUGCCCUGGAGCGGAGAGGCUACUCUGCCCGGCAUGAGGUCCGCCAGUUCCACUUCACAGCGUGGCCCGAGCACGGCGUCCCCUACCACGCCACGGGGCUGCUGGCCUUCAUCCGACGCGUGAAGGCCUCCACCCCGCCUGACGCUGGGCCCAUCGUCAUCCACUGCAGCGCCGGCACUGGCCGCACAGGCUGCUACAUCGUUCUGGACGUGAUGCUGGACAUGGCUGAGUGUGAGGGUGUCGUGGACAUUUACAACUGUGUGAAGACCCUCUGCUCCCGGCGCGUCAACAUGAUCCAGACUGAGGAGCAGUAUAUCUUCAUCCAUGAUGCAAUCCUGGAGGCCUGCCUGUGUGGGGAGACCACCAUCCCUGUCAGUGAAUUCAAGGCCACCUACAAGGAGAUGAUCCGUAUUGACCCUCAGAGUAAUUCCUCCCAGCUGCGGGAAGAGUUCCAGACGCUGAACUCGGUCACGCCGCCGCUGGACGUGGAGGAGUGCAGCAUCGCCCUGCUGCCCCGCAACCGAGACAAGAACCGCAGCAUGGACGUCCUGCCGCCCGACCGCUGCCUGCCCUUCCUCAUCUCCACCGACGGGGACCCCAACAACUACAUCAACGCGGCCCUGACUGACAGCUACACGCGGAGCGCAGCCUUCAUCGUGACCCUGCACCCACUGCAGAGCACCACGCCUGACUUCUGGAGGCUGGUCUACGACUACGGCUGCACCUCCAUCGUCAUGCUCAACCAGCUGCACCAGUCCAACUCCGCCUGGCCGUGCCUGCAGUACUGGCCGGAGCCGGGCCGGCAGCAGUAUGGCCUCAUGGAGGUGGAGUUUGUGUCAGGCUCCGCGGACGAGGACUUGGUGGCCCGUGUCUUCCGGGUGCAGAACAUCUCGAGGCUGCAGGAGGGGCACCUGCUGGUGCGGCACUUCCAGUUCCUGCGCUGGUCCGCGUACCGGGACACACCGGACUCCAAGAAGGCCUUCCUGCGCCUGCUGGCCGAGGUGGACAGGUGGCAGGCGGAGAGCGGGGACGGGCGCACGGUCGUGCACUGCCUAAAUGGGGGUGGCCGCAGCGGCACCUUCUGCGCCUGCGCCACGGUCCUGGAGAUGAUUCGCUGCCACAACCUGGUGGACGUUUUCUUUGCUGCCAAAACGCUUAGGAACUACAAACCCAAUAUGGUGGAGACCCUGGAUCAGUACCACUUUUGCUAUGAUAUGGCUCUGGAGUACCUGGAGGGGCUGGAGUCAAGAUAGCGGGGGCCCCUGGCCUGGAGCACCCACUGUGCACUCAGGGCCAGGCCCGUCAUCCCGACCGAGAGGAAGACCUGUGUCCCCAACUCUGCUCAACCACAACCCAUAGGGAAGGCACUGGAGUGGGUGAUGGGCCUUCUUGGUGCUGCCUUCACAGGGGGCAGGGCCUUUUGCCAAAUGUACCGUGGGCAGCCUGGGGGCCAAGGAGGAGCUUAGCAAGACUGCAGCCCAGCCCACCUGCGUGGGGCCCUGCUGGCCUGUGCCGAGAGGCCAGGCACUGCCUGGCAGAGUGACAGGAACUCAGAACUGCUUGCUCGGGGGGACUAGGCUCAAGCCCCGUGACUGUAUCCCAGCCCUUGGUGGGAUGUGUACCAGGCCAAGGUUCCACCCAGCAUGGCUCCACAUGAGCAGGGAGUGCACUGGGCUUUGGCAUCUAGAAUCCCAUCUGGCCCAGUCCCUGCGGUCCUGGGGAGACUGGGCUUUGCUCUGAUUUGCCAGUGGGCACAUCGGACUGAGGUUCCCCAGGCGGAACCGCAGCCCCUCCUCCAGCACUGCGCCCCGUAGCCCCUGGGAAAUCUUGCUCAUGAUCCCUCCCACUUUUGCUUCCCUGACAUGUGCUCUGAGUUCCCUGAACCAGGAUCUGCCCACCCCUCCCCUGCCCGACACGAAACCCCUUCCCUGCCUGACCCAACGUCUGCAGAAUGAGACACAACCUCAGGCGCCUCUGCCUAUAACUUCCCGGCCUCACUGGCCGGGUCCUGCUCAGCCUGGGCCAGUGACAGUCUGAACAAUAAGGCUGAACAACAGCCCGUGGGGUUGAGGUUCCUGUGGCUCCCGAUCAGGCUGCCAACUGGGGAGAGAGCACUGUUAGGUGAGGGCUGCUCCCAACCCUGAGAGUUCAGAGGAAGAAGGUGUGUUUUGGAGUGGAGGAUCGAUGCUUUUUUUUAGUUUUGAUGGGUGGGUGGGAAGCUCUCUUUACAACGGGGCAGGCCACACCCCCAUUCCGUGCCUCAGAUUCCCCAUCUGUAAACUUUAGAUAUGACUACUGACCUACCUCGCAGGGGCUGUGGGGAGGCAAAAGCUGAUGUUUGUCAAGUGCUUUGUAAAUAAACGUGCUCUCUGAAUGCCA
Molecule: messenger RNA, 5740 nt
Organism: Myotis daubentonii (Daubenton's bat)
Lineage: Eukaryota; Metazoa; Chordata; Mammalia; Chiroptera; Vespertilionidae
Gene: PTPRU
Product: protein tyrosine phosphatase receptor type U
Biological process (GO): protein dephosphorylation
Cellular component (GO): membrane
Molecular function (GO): protein binding; protein tyrosine phosphatase activity
Source: RefSeq, a predicted model, not a curated record